CUAAAGAUCCAGGAAACCGGCGCAGUCAAAUAAAAGUUCCACGGUAGCCAACCUGCAUCGACACUACCUUACUAUCCCGCCGAUUUUUACCGAGUCCUUGCUAGCUCCCACUUCUCUGCAUCCUCUGCAUCUGACCUGAUCGCGAACGAUACGCUACUUUUUUUUCUACGGAGCGGAGAGAGCUAACCUUUCACGAUGGCCCCGAACAAUAGUAAAACUGCCGUUGCCGAGUGCAUCUCGGACGACGCCCUCAUCCACCUAAAAUCCUACAAAUACUCCGCUGUCGACAAGUCGCCGGUAUCGAAUUAUAUCCUUCGUCCAUACUGGAAUGCCUUCGUCGAGCUUCUGCCGUUAUGGCUAGCUCCCAACAUGGUGACCCUGAUAGGGUUCUGCUUUAUUCUAGUAAAUAUCGCUUUACUGGUCAUAGUUAUGCCAGAUUUAGUCGGACCGGGCCCGUCAUGGCUGUACCUUAGCUUUGCUUUCGGCCUUUUUAUGUACCAGACCAUGGACAACAUCGAUGGAAAGCAGGCGAGACGGACAGGUACCUCGAGCGGCCUGGGCGAGUUAUUCGACCACGGCAUCGACUCCCUGAACUGCACACUCGGUAGCUUGUUGGAGACGGCCGCGAUGGCGUUGGGAACUUCGAAGUCCGGUGUCUUCACCGCUCUAUGUCCUUGCCUACCUAUGUUCUUUUCAACUUGGGAAACAUACCAUACGCACACGCUAUACCUAGGUUACGUCAACGGCCCCACCGAAGGCCUCCUGAUCGCGUGCAGUUUGAUGGCGAUUUCCGGCAUCUACGGACCCGGUAUCUGGACAGAGCGCAUUGUGGAUAUCGUAGGAAAGAACUACCUCUUCGGCUACGAUGAGCUCGUAGGCGACCACUCGAUCCGGGACAUCUGGAUCCUCAUAAUCGUCGGAUCUCUAGUCUUCGGCCACAUGCCAUUCUGCGUCCUCAACGUCGUCAAGGCGCGCCGACGGAACAAGCUCCCCGUGCUCCCCGUCUUCCUCGAAUGGAUCCCCAUGGGCGUCUACACCUUCUCGAUCGGCGCAUGGCUGUACUCCCCGCACUCGACCCUGAUGCGCGAGAACCACCUCGUGCUCUUCUGCCUAACCAUGUCCCUCGUCUUCGGGCGCAUGACAACAAAGAUGAUCCUCGCACACCUAACACGCCAGCCCUUCCCGUACUGGACCGUGAUGCUCGUGCCCCUCGUCGGCGGCGCCGUCAUCGGCAACCUGCCGCGCUUCGGCCUCCCCGCCAUCACCGCCGACCUCGAGCACUACUACCUCUGGGCGUACUUCGUCUUCGCCUUCGUCGUCUACUCCCGCUGGGCCUACCUCGUCACAACCAGCAUCUGCAACUUCCUCGGCAUAAACUGCCUCACCAUCCCCCUCGACAAACAGCUCGAGAAUAAACGCAAGCUAGGCCUGCUUAAUGGAGAUGGCGCGAAUGGGAAGAAGUCUCAGUAGGCUAGAUGUGUGUGCGUGUGCGUGUGCGUGCGGAGAUAUGCUUCGUUGUACGAUUCUGGAAAUACACGAUCCCCCUUUUACUUACAGGGACCCCCCCUCACAAAAAAACGCGGCCCUUCUGUAUUCAUGGAUACACACAUGGCUAAACCAGUCGGGAGGUUUUUUUUGGGAGCCCUUUUUUACGUUG
Annulohypoxylon maeteangense is the source of this 1657-nucleotide messenger RNA. Its product is annotated as CDP-alcohol phosphatidyltransferase. The transcript has 4 exons. Gene Ontology annotation, molecular function: phosphotransferase activity, for other substituted phosphate groups. Gene Ontology annotation, biological process: phospholipid biosynthetic process. NCBI's taxonomy places the organism in Eukaryota, Fungi, Ascomycota, Sordariomycetes, Xylariales, Hypoxylaceae. Gene Ontology annotation, cellular component: membrane. The record is from RefSeq and is a predicted model, not a curated record. Bases 196 to 1470 code for a protein of 424 amino acids.